AUGGAGGUAAAUAGUAAUGUGAAUUCUGUGAUAGCGAGGAGGCUAUGGAAUGUGUUGAGGAUCACUUUCUUUAUGAUAAGGAAAGGGUUGGUGUCGAAGAGGAAGUUGAUUAUGGACAUGAAUUUGAUGAUGAAAAGAGGGAAGCUUUUGAGAAAGUCUUUCAGUAAUCUCAUGUCUCUUCAUCAUCAUCACCAUUCUAGACACAUGACACGUGGUAGCUAUGGCAUACAGGAGUAUGAGUUCUCUUGCAGCAACAGUCCCAAUCCUGUUUUUUCCGACUUGUCAAAGCGCAAACACCAUUAUUUUCCAUGCAUCAACCCUCCUGAGGUUUUUGAAGAAGAAGUUUUUGAACGUGAGCCCAAGGCAGUUGUUUUGGUGCCCAGAACCCCUGAGUACACGUUCAACUUUCGAUUUGACGCCACCGACGGAGAGAAGCGUAGCCCUCUCCGCUCACCUUUCAAUGUAAGAAUCUCCAAUUACUCAUCAGAAGAUGAGAAUGAAAUAUCCGGAAAUGACAAGGUUGAUGAUGAAGCCGAGGAGUUCAUCAGAAGGUUUUAUGAACAACUGAGGAAGCAAAGCCGUAUGCAGUUAUUGCAGUAA
Messenger RNA from Pistacia vera, 600 nucleotides. RefSeq lists its product as uncharacterized. Lineage: Eukaryota; Viridiplantae; Streptophyta; Magnoliopsida; Sapindales; Anacardiaceae. The record is from RefSeq and is a predicted model, not a curated record. The coding region runs from base 1 to 600 and encodes 199 amino acids. The transcript has a single exon.